AUGAAGGUUCCUAACUAUAUUUUGUCGUGUACGUUGCUGGCCGCAGUGAUCCUUGUGUGUCAGGCAAGGCCAAACACGAAGCUCAGUUCACAAACAAGCAGCGGUCUGAGGUCCGAGUGCUUGGGGAAUCUAAUGCGCCUGUCGCUGGAUAAAGCUCUGGCCGUGGGCAACCAGCUCGAGGUGGAGGCAGUCAAUGGCAGUAGGAGAGUGCUUCUGACCCCGGCCCUGGCUGCUCGGUGUGGCUAUAGCAUGGAGUCUGACCCCUGGGGGAACACACGCAUCUACUCAUCACUGCUGGGCUGCUACGCCCACAAUACGGAGGACUCCACAUUUGACAUAGGUCUAAAGCUACAGAUGUUCAAUCCUACAUCUCCUGAUGUAACUUCCCAUGACGUGCAGCAAACCUGCAGCUUCUCCCGCUGGGCUCAGAGGGAGGUUCUCUGUGACCGCAACUACAUGGAGGUGUCCCACCACAUGCCUGUGCACGACCAGUCUGAUCCCAAGGGUUCAAGCGCAGUACCUGAGAAAAACAACCCUCAGCAGAACAUCAUUCCUGGGGGCUCUUCACUGGGAAGCAUUUGGAAGCUGACGUUCUACACUCCUGAGCCUGUGCCCAUGGUGCAAAAGGAGGCAGAGCAGGCUGGCUAUGGAGCAAUGAGCACUGCCAACCGCAUCGUGGUCCGCAGCCCCUACCACAAACCAGAAACUUACUCUGAAGAGGUGGCAGGAAUCCCCAUGGAGAUGCUGCGUGUCAGUGUGUACUACAAUUCACCCGCAGGCCUCAAUAUCCUGGACAUGUCAGCGGCUUGUCCCAUUGGUGGCGUGCUGUUCACAGAGCAGCUCAUCUCCUGGCAUGUCCCACGCACACUCACCCCUGUUGUGGACAGCGGCUCAAAGAUCCAUGAGCUGCACAUGGGCAUUAGCGGUCAGAGGCUGGACAAGGGCCAGAUGUCCGCCCGCGGCUACACACUCGCGACCCGGGACUUCCACAUAAUCAUGGAGAUCCCUGUGGGCGCUCCUGAUGGUUACUACAAGAGCCACGCUCCAGAGAACCAGUACCACGUGAGCUUCAGUGUUGAGCCCAUGCUGGAAGUGUUGUGGAGGUCCGAGCGCAGCGCAGAGGAGACUCACUACAAGGUCCUGUUCCCCAUCACCACCCCCCUGAUGGCCCGGCCCCCACAAACCAUUGACCAGAGCGAUGCCGAGGGGAGGCUCUUUUCUGUAAAGAUUGGCACCUUCCUGCAGGAUGUGGAACUGAAGAACAUCACCUUCUCUACUGGGACCCUGUCUGUGGAGCAGUGUGUGCAAAGGGGCUUCAAUGUACAGCAGAAGGACCACCCUGACAGCACACGUACCUUCAGCAUCAGCCUGGGCUUCAGUGAGGAUGUGGUCCAGACCCAUAACCCAGAGCGUCUAGUGACUCGGUACACCCUGGCCCUCACCAUGGGAUUUGUAGUCCUGCCAGAGCGCUCGUCCUUCUCUGCCAGUGCAGAGCUGCAGGCCUCUCUACAGGAUGUUGUUCUGCCAAAGGUGUCAGGCAGCUGUGACCAGGAGAACUUUCACAUCACUGUGACGUAUGGAAACCAGGGCUCCAACUCCCAGACGUUUGAGACAUUGGUGGGCUACAACCGCCUGACCGCAGAGCGUGCUGCAGCUUAUCGCUUCACAGAGCACUCUACGCACUUUAGCUUUGUGGUGCCAUUCCUGGCCCAGGACACUGCUCUGGAGGUGCUGGAGUCAGAUUCUGUAAGGGCACGGCUGGACAUCCUGCUGUGGGACCCCAAAUACCAGUGGCCUGUGGGUGACUUGUUCCUGGCCUGCCACUUCCCCCUGACAUCCACACAGUGCUUCUCUAACGGCACCAUGAACGCUGUGGCGGUGAAGCUGGAGUCUGUCCCUAACCUGCAGCCCAGCAGACUGAGGCUGAAGGACCGCAGCUGUAGACCUGUGAAAACAACCGAGCGUUGGGCCCUUUUCUCCUUCACCGUGGACUCCUGUGGGACCUCAAGGACUUUUUUGGAUAACUACAUGGUGUAUGAGAAUGAAAUCAGCCUGGACUACAACUCUGAGCCAGUCUACCAGGGAUGGGGAGGAAGAGUGUCCCGCACUAGCCCCAUUGACCCAGAGUAUAAACAAAAGGUGUCCUGCUUGUACAGAGUGGAUGGAGCCCUGAGCACCCUGUUCAGCCACGCUCCAGGCAGUGCUCCAGCUGCUGAAGUGGGAAAAGGACAGCUGCAGGUCAACCUGAGGCUGGCUAAAGACCGUUCGUACACUUCAUUCUUCCAGCCUGAAGACUUUCCAAUACUGAAAGUCCUGCAGGAGCCGGUGUUUAUGGAGGUGUCUCUGGACUCAUCAUCUGAUCCCCGGCUGGAGCUGGUGCUAGAAAACUGCUGGGCCUCCAGUGGUGCUGACCGCCACGCUCUCCCCCGCUGGGACAUCAUCGUGGACACCUGUGAGAAUCCAGAAGACCGCUACCUGACCGAGCUUCUCCCAGUGCAUAAAGAUGGAAGAGUGACAAUCCCCGCUCAUGUAAAGCGCUUCUCCUUCAAGAUGUUCACCUUCACCAGAAACGACCAGGUCCUCCAAGAGCAGAUCCAAAUUCAUUGCGACACCGUGGUCAGGCUCUCAUCCUGGCAGCAGGGCAAAAGGCCAGAGGAGGGGGACGAGCGGUUCACCAGUCUCAUCUAG
Knipowitschia caucasica is the source of this 2688-nucleotide messenger RNA. The record is from the annotation of a GenBank genome assembly. NCBI's taxonomy places the organism in Eukaryota, Metazoa, Chordata, Actinopteri, Gobiiformes, Gobiidae.